GGUCUCGACCUUCGUCGUGGAAGGACGUUCUCUUCGAGCCGCGUUUAUCGGCGUCGCGACGAUAACGCCAUCGUUGACAUUGUGCGAGGAGAGCGCGGACACGAAUACGACUCGAAUAUACCAAUAAAUCGAGGGGGAAAGAAAGCUCUUACAUAUUGCAUCGUUAUUGUUCUUAAUACUUGGAAAUAACACUCGUGGAAAUCGAUUAAAGUCGUUCAACGUUAAAGUCGUCUAACCAGUGUCGGCACGAUAUCACGAAAAUUUCUCUGUCUCUUUCUCUCCCCUUCUCUUACUAUCGCUUGUGUUUCCCUCGACGAAAGAGCAUAGUUACUGGCUUAUCUCGAGUGUCGGAUAAGUGUCCUUGCCUGAAUUCCUGGAAUCGUUUUCAUCUACCGCCACAGGUGGACUCAUUGAGGAUUUUCGCUUUUGUGGAUACUCUCUACUUGCCUGCCACUGAUGUGUUAUGUUAAAUCGUUUCCCCGCUGACGUCGUUCCGAAGGUCGUUCCGAAGGGCCAGCGAGAGGAGGCGUUAUAGCUGGGAUCAGGAUGACUAUGGACGUGAGUAAGUCGGAAACGAAUAAAAACGGUUCGACGCAGCAGGAAUGCGCCGGUUGUGGGAAAACCAUCACGGAAAGGUAUCUUCUGAAAGCCCUGGACCUUUACUGGCACGAGGACUGUCUCAAGUGCGCAUGCUGCGACUGUAGGUUAGGCGAGGUCGGUUCUACGCUCUAUACGAAGGCCAACCUUAUCCUCUGCAAGAGGGACUACCUCAGGCUCUUCGGGAAUACAGGAUAUUGCGCAGCCUGCAACAAGUCUAUACCGGCCUUCGAAAUGGUCAUGCGAGCCAGGACGAACGUCUAUCAUCUCGAUUGUUUUGCCUGUCAACAGUGUACGCACCGGUUUUGUGUUGGCGAUCGGUUUUAUCUGUGUGAGAAUAAAAUCCUUUGCGAGUAUGAUUACGAAGCGAGGUUCGCCAAUAUGGCGCCGCAGUCGCCAGCAUCCCUCGCCUAUAUAAAAAGGCAACUACCACCAACGGCGACGCCACCUGGACAGAACGUUCAUCCUGGUCACAAUCCUCUUCAGGGACACCAGGGCAUAGGACAGAUGGUUGGCCCUCAUAAUCACGCGACGAACGGUCAGAUGUCAGGUGGAGGAGGGCCUACGGUAAAUGGAACGGCCAUAGGCGUUGGUGGGCCUCGUGCACCCGGUGACAUGAAUAACAACGGCCUAUCUGGGCCAGGCGGUUUGGGCUCGGUGAAACCACUGCCGAUGACGAUGCAGGCACCGACGAGCUGAGACGAGGCCUUGCCACCCCUGAAGAAGCUCAGAUGUCUCAGCGGUUAUUAAUCGGCCGAGAAAUCGUGUCGAGUGUUGCGCGGCUAAACUUCGUUGGCUAAAACUUCCGUCACUUGAAACGGCGAAAAAUAUCUAAACCGGACGGAGGAAUGAUUUUUCUUUUGUCACGUAAAGGAACUCGACGACAAAAAAAAAUAAAAGAGCGAGCGAGAGAGAGAGAGGGAGAGAGAGAGAGGGGGAAAGAAAGAGGGAGAAAAUAGAAGUGUGACAAUGACGAUGACAAAGUUGAUUCUUGAGAAUCAUCACAUUGUAAAUUAACGGUGCUCGUGGUACACCAUAAACGGACAGUCUGUGUAAGAUAUGUUUCUAAUGAUAAGUAAAGAAAAAAAGAUGAAGAAGGAAUGAGUGAUAUGUGCGAAAGAAAGAGAGAGAGAGAGAGAGAGAGAGAGAGAGAGAGAAUGAUGGAGUCGAUCUGUAAAUAUCCUCACUAAUAUAUCGACUCCACGAGUGGACGCCUGAGGUUAUACGAGUAUACGUCUAACGAUUAAGAUCUUUCUAUGAUUAUUAUUACUUCGUUAAACCGGUUAACGUAAUUCGCUCUCGUUGUUUUUUAAUCCUUCCAAUUAGCCGAUUGUUCGAGCGAGAAAGAGACGGCGACAUCGAGAUAGAGGGAUGAUAAUAAAGAAGAGGGGGAGAGGACGGAAGAAGAAGAAAAAGAAGAAGAAAAAGAAGAAGGAGGAAGAGUACAGAAGCAAAGAAAGUCAAACGAUUCCUGUGUUCUUUUUCAUCCUCUCACAUUUCCUUCUUAUUAUUAUUAUUAUUACUAUACUUCUUCUUCUUCUUCUUCUUCUUCUUCUUCUUCUUUCUUUUUAAUUCUCGUUGAAUAAAUUUAGGAAAUCUUGCCAUUUUUAGUACGAGGACUUUUUCAUGUUCUCGACGUUCCUUAGUUUUUUUUCUUCUUUCUUCUUUUUUUUUUGUUUAUUUUUCAUUUUUUAUUCUUUUUUUUCCCCACCCCUCACAGAGAACGGCACGAAAAGUAUUAUAAUUGAUAAUGCCUUUUUCUUUUUUUUUCAAGUGAAUUCACGAACUCGAGUUCCAUACAGCCGAUACCAAAGAUUAACGAUGUAUGAUUAAUUAACGAAAGAAAAACAAAAGAAAAAAAAAAAAAAAACAAGAAAAAAGGAAGC
Molecule: messenger RNA, 2483 nt
Organism: Vespa mandarinia (Asian giant hornet)
Lineage: Eukaryota; Metazoa; Arthropoda; Insecta; Hymenoptera; Vespidae
Product: rhombotin-1
Biological process (GO): positive regulation of transcription by RNA polymerase II
Cellular component (GO): nucleus
Molecular function (GO): DNA-binding transcription factor binding; transcription coactivator activity
Source: RefSeq, a predicted model, not a curated record